AAACUCAACUCACAUUCACUCAAACAUGAUGAAAACAUCAACUAAAUGGAUGUUUUUACUACUAGCGGUUGUUAUGGCACUAGUGGCCAUAGCUAACGGUCAAGAUAGAAGGGCCAGCAAAGUCUUCCCACCGGAGGAGGAAGAUGAAUACGGUCGUGGUAGCUAUGGAGGCUAUGAUCGUUAUGGUGAUCGUGGUCGUGGUCGUGGUCGUUAUGGUGGUGAAGAUGAACAAGAUAGAAGAGCCAGCAAAGUGUUCCCACCUGAGGAAGAUUACGGUCGUGGCGGAGACCGCGGUUAUGGCGGUGGUGAUGAAGAUAGGAGUGCGCGUAAGGUGUUUCCGCCGGAGGAACAACGAGGACGUGGUGGAGGACGGGGAAGGGAGUUUCCACCGGAGGAAGAAUAUGGUCCAGGUGGUGGUGGUGGUGGAGGAAGGAAGGGGUGGACGGAGAAGAGGAGGUACAUAUUGUCGGACUCGGAACGGGUGGUGGCGACGGAUGCCGGUGGGAUGAGGGUGGUGAGGGGUGUUGGGGGGAGGUUUAGAGAUAGCCCAAUGCAUAUCGGGUUUAUUACUAUGGAACCUGAUAGCAUGUUCAUCCCACAAUAUCUUGAUUCUAGUUUGAUCCUCUUCGUUGAAAGAGGCGAGGCGAGGAUCGGAUCGAUCUACAAAGACAACCUGGUGGAAAAAGAUCUGAAAGCUGGAGAUUUAUACAGAAUCCAAGCAGGUUCAGCAUUCUAUAUAGUCAACAUAGCUCAGGGUCAACGCCUACAUAUCAUCACUAGCAUUGACACAGCCGAAAGCAUCGACUGGAACUCGUUCGAGUCGUUUUCCCUCGGUGGAGGAACAAAUCCGAGGUCGGUGCUUGCUGGAUUCGAUACCCAAACGCUUGCGACCGCAUUCAAUGUAUCAUACGAUGCGAUUGAUGAGUUGCUAUCCAGCCGACAAGAAGGGGCGAUUGUGUUCUUGAACCCUUCUGGCAAGUCAACAGACCGACCGAACAUGUGGAAGCGGUUCUUGGAGCUAGGACCACAUGAAAGGAAAACGAAGAUGAACGGAAUCGUCAACGUGGUACAGAAGACCGACGAGGAAGCAGAAAUGUCGACGUGGUCGUUAAAGAAACUCUUGGUUUCCUUACUCGGAGAGAACAAGGAUGAUGACUUAAAAGCGUAUAAUAUCUAUAGUGAAGAUAAGGCCGAUUUCAGAAACGACUAUGGUUGGAGCGUCGAAGUCGAUGGUGAUGAUUACGAACCACUUAAGUUAUCCGACUUCGCGGUCUAUCUCGUCAAUCUCACCGCGGGAUCAAUGAUGGCACCACACGUUAAUCCAACCGCAACCGAAUACGGUGUCGUAUUGAGCGGAACUGGGAACAUUCAAGUCGUGUUUCCAAACGGAACGUUAGCAAUGGACGCACAAGUGAACGAAGGCGACGUGUUUUGGAUCCCACGUUACUUUCCGUUUUGUCAAGUGGCUUCACGGUCAAGCCCGUUUGUGUUCUUCGGGUUCUCCACAUCCGCACGCUACAACAGGCCACAGUUUCUUGCGGGUCAAGGUUCCGUCCUGCAGACCAUGAUGGGUCCAGGGGUUGCAGCCGCGUUUGGGUUGAGUGAAGAAAAAAUGUUGAAGAUUAUUAACGCUCAAACUCAAUCCACCAUCUUGCCAUCGACUUCAGCAUCGCCAGGCGGCGGAGGUGAGGAGAUCCCGCAGGGUGAGGGUCAGGGCGAUCCGGCUCAGGGUGAUCCAACUCAGGGAAAGGGUCAGGGUAAGGGUAAGGGUAAGGGUAAGGGUCAGGGUGAUCCAGCCAAGGGUAAGCCAGAGUUGUUGAUGGAUUCUAAAAUAAGGAUGAAGAACAGCUUUGAAUAAAUAAAAUAUGUAUUUUGCAUGUUGGCAUGUAGGAGGCUCUGGAUGAGCUUGUUUUUUUGAGUUGUGUGUUUAUGUGUUGAUGACUUUUUGGCAUGGUUUGUUUAUUUGGAGUUUGUUUUUCUUGUAGUAAAUAAUAAUGGUGUGGUCUUAUGUUUUUAGAGGUA
Helianthus annuus (common sunflower) is the source of this 2022-nucleotide messenger RNA. RefSeq names its product vicilin-like seed storage protein At2g28490. Lineage: Eukaryota; Viridiplantae; Streptophyta; Magnoliopsida; Asterales; Asteraceae. The record is from RefSeq and is a predicted model, not a curated record. The transcript is spliced from 6 exons. Bases 26 to 1858 code for a protein of 610 amino acids.